This is a messenger RNA of Nicotiana tabacum (common tobacco), 1416 nucleotides long. RefSeq names its product WAT1-related protein At3g18200. Gene Ontology annotation, cellular component: membrane. Lineage: Eukaryota; Viridiplantae; Streptophyta; Magnoliopsida; Solanales; Solanaceae. Gene Ontology annotation, molecular function: transmembrane transporter activity. The record is from RefSeq and is a predicted model, not a curated record.
CUCUAUAGACUUUAUAUAUAUAUGGGGCCAAUUUUUAGUACUUGUAGUACUUGAGAAUCUAAGUAAAAAGGAAAUUAGAAAAAAAAAUCAAAAGAAAUGGAACCAAAAAGUGGCAUUCCAGGAAAAGUGAAACUUCUUAUAGCAUUGCUUGUUUUGCAGCUUUGUUAUGCAGGAUUUCAUAUAGUUUCAAGACUUGCACUCAAUAUUGGUGUUAGCAAAAUUGUGUAUCCAGUUUAUAGAAACAUUAUUGCAUUGCUUUUAUUAGGACCCUUUGCUUAUUUCUUGGAAAAGAAAGAAAGACCACCCCUCACAUUCUCUCUAUUGGUUCAGUUUUUCCUCCUUGCUUUAAUAGGGAUCACAGCAAACCAAGGAUUUUAUAUCUUAGGUUUGUAUUAUGCAUCCCCAACCUUUGCUUCAGCAAUGCAAAACUCAGUUCCUGCUAUUACUUUUAUUAUGGCUUCUAUUCUAAGGCUAGAAAGAGUACAUUUUAUGAGGAGAGAUGGUAUGGCAAAAAUUCUGGGAACCAUUGCAAGUGUUGGAGGUGCCACUAUUAUUACUCUUUACAAAGGCCCUCCAUUAUUAAGAGGAAGCAAUUCUUCUGAAGAAGAUAUGGCUGCUUCUCAUGAGAAAAUGUUGAAUUGGACAUGGGGUUGUGUUUAUUUGCUUGGUCAUUGUUUGUCAUGGGCUGGUUGGAUGGUGCUUCAGGCUCCUAUUGUGAAGCAAUACCCAGCCAAGCUAUCACUUACCUCAUUUACUUGCUUCUUUGGAUUAAUUCAAUUCUCAGUUAUAGCAGCUUUUACAGAACGGGAUCCAACACGUUGGAAGAUCCAUUCUGGAGAGGAGGUUUAUCUGAUUUUAUAUGCUGGUAUUGUCUCUUCUGGAAUAGUAUUAUCUCUUCAGACUUGGUGCAUUCAGAAAGGAGGACCAGUGUAUGUUGCCACCUUCCAGCCUGUGCAAACAGUAUUAGUUGCUGUCAUGGCUUUUGUUGUUCUUGGUGAUCAGCUGUACUCAGGAGGGAUACUUGGCGGACUUCUGAUUGUGGUUGGACUUUACCUAGUGUUAUGGGGUAAAAAUGAAGAGAAAAGAAUUGUCAGCCAACAAACUGAAGAGGCAACAUUGACAAAACAUCUUCUUGCUUCCAGCAGCAAGGAGGAAUCCUCGGUUGGAGCUGACGUUUGCUAACAAAAUAUGUCAAAUACAGUUCACAUAUACUUUUUCAUUGAAAUAUUAUUUCUUCUUUUAUGGUUUCUUUCUAAAAUUAAAGCUGCAAGGUCAAUCUAACCUGGCAUGGACGCAGCAGCAAGAACAUUGAACAGAAACCAAAUUAGUUGAAGUUUAGAUUACGAGCCAUGAGUACUGAAUUGGUCGUCUGGCAGCUUAAAAGCUUUUGACAAAUUGGAGUACUUGUUGGAACUA